AUGAACCUUUACACCUUCAUACCAUCAAUUUUAUUUAUAGAUUAUUUUAAAUUUGUAAAGUGUGUAAAUCAGCAGAGCUCAUUUUUCCCCUUUGGCAUGAACAUUCGCAACAAUGUUAUGAGUGGCAUUCAGGACACUGCCGACUUCGCCGUCAACAUUCACCCUCCUCACGAGGAUCUCGAGGAAACUCUCAAAUCGCUCGAUGGCAUCAUGAUGCUUGAGAACGCUCAACGUCGUGCCGAUAACGAGGAGUUCUAUGAGGCUGAGCAGCGUCUCUUGAAAAUCCACAAGAACAAAAUCAGGGAAAUCGUUUCAAGUGCCUUCGAACCCAUUCACUCCAUGUUUCCUUCCAGGAUGGAGGCUUUCAUUCGGAACGAGACAAUCAUUUAA
Theileria orientalis strain Shintoku is the source of this 390-nucleotide messenger RNA. RefSeq lists its product as hypothetical. Lineage: Eukaryota; Apicomplexa; Aconoidasida; Piroplasmida; Theileriidae. The record is from RefSeq and is a predicted model, not a curated record. The coding region runs from base 1 to 390 and encodes 129 amino acids. The transcript is spliced from 7 exons.